Molecule: messenger RNA, 1537 nt
Organism: Cyprinodon variegatus (sheepshead minnow)
Lineage: Eukaryota; Metazoa; Chordata; Actinopteri; Cyprinodontiformes; Cyprinodontidae
Gene: tmem45a
Product: transmembrane protein 45A
Exons: 6
Coding region: 192-1025 (277 amino acids)
Source: RefSeq, a predicted model, not a curated record
CUGGAUAACAGGCUGCAGAUGUUUACUCUGCGCUGAGCCCUAGACAGAAGAUACAUCCUUUCUCUUUUCCUGGGGAAUCAUGAUCUAUGUGGUGGGAAAAAUAGGACGAAAUAUUUUUUCUUCCUGAAAUACUUGAUGCGAUAUAUAUUCUUUUUAUCUUCGGAGAGGAAAAAACUUAGGUGCUGAAAGUCAUGGGCAGCUUCAAGGGCCACGCUCUCCCAGGGAGCUUCUUCCUGUUGGCGGGGAUUUGGUGGACAGGAAAGUUCUCGCUCUGGUAUGCGACCCGCAAGAACAAAAGCUUAGGCUCUGCUCGACUUGCCAGCAGAGCCUCGCAGCGACGUGUCGAGGUCAUCGAAAGCUCCCUUAUUCUCUUCUUUUCUUUUGUUGGUAUGGUCGGCGAGCAGUUUGUAGCAAAUGGGCCAAAGCUUCAUUUGUACAACUUUGCAGACAAACACUGGGAGCAGCUGCAUAUCUGGCAGCAUACAACCAUGUACCUGUUCUUUGGACUGGCUGCCAUCGUGUCUCUGAUUAUCCACACGACAGAGGCAGCACCGGUAGCACUGGAUAGGUUGAUGCUGGCCAUAGCAUUCUUUAAUGAAGGGUUCCUCUUCCUCUACCACCUCCAUGGUCGAGCCAUGCUGGACGUCCAUGUGCAUCAGCUGCUCCUCUACGCUGUCUUUGGCGAGGGUCUUGUUGCGUUCCUGGAGGUCUUCCACAGAGGGAACAUCAUUCUGGAGCUGCUGCGCUGCACCCUCACACUCCUGCAGGGGAGCUGGUUCUGGGAGAUUGGCUUCGUGCUGUACCCUCCCAGCGGCUCCAAGUGGGACAUGGACGACCACAACACCAUGAUGUUUAUUACCAUGUGCUAUUCCUGGCACCUCGCCUUUGCCAUGCUAGUUGUCGCUGUGCUGUAUUAUACUGUCAGCUGUGCGGUUCGCUCCAGGCUGAAGAGGACACCUCCAAUGGAAAUGGGACUUCUGAAGCCCAGGGAGCGGGACGUGGAGUCAGAGGAUGAAAAUUUAUGAGGCGGACUCUCGUUUACCUGAUGAUUUAUGAAUAUAUAAAGCAAAUCAGGGAUGUGAUGCUUUCAUCUUCAGCUGAAGUAUGACUAGGAGUGCACACAGGAGCACAGAAUAAGGAUAAAAGCAUGCUUUAGAGAUAUAUUACUACCUCUGCCUUAUUUAAUCAGCUUUAAACCUUUCAAGCCUUACUCUAUUUAUUUUACAGUGACAUUACCCCAUCAUAUCCAUUUUGUCAUUUAAACAUUGAGAUAAUACACCAUUUUCUUUUUAUUGACAUUGUUUUUCUUUGUGUCAGUGCCAAAGUUUUUAAACUAAGUCAUUUUCAUGUAAUUACUUGAAAAGCCUGAGUUUGCAAAGUUUUGCAAACUGGUGUUAUGUUUUUUUAACUCUUGUAAGAAAGUCUGACUGUAGACCCGAUUUGAACCGAAUUUAAAGCAGUUUCUUUUUUCAAAUGUUGUAAAUGUUUAUUUUUUAUCUGUUUGAUAUGUUUCUAUUGCAUGGUGAUUAAAUUAGGU